Fragaria vesca subsp. vesca is the source of this 2729-nucleotide messenger RNA. RefSeq names its product probable LRR receptor-like serine/threonine-protein kinase At1g51880-like. Bases 15 to 2642 code for a protein of 875 amino acids. The record is from RefSeq and is a predicted model, not a curated record. NCBI's taxonomy places the organism in Eukaryota, Viridiplantae, Streptophyta, Magnoliopsida, Rosales, Rosaceae. The transcript has 13 exons. Gene Ontology annotation, biological process: protein phosphorylation. Gene Ontology annotation, molecular function: ATP binding; protein kinase activity; protein binding.
ACAAUUUUUUGAAGAUGAUAAUCAAGCAUUUCCCAUUUGCAUUGCUUUCCGGGUUUGCUCUUAUACUUUCAGUUCUUGCGGCUGAUGAUCAAACAGGCUUCAUUAGCUUGGACUGUGGGCUACCAGCAAGUUUAACCUACUCUGAGCCAGAUUUAGGCAUUCAGUACAUUUCAGAUGAACCCUUUAUUGACACCGGAGUAAGUAAAAGCAUUGCGCCGGAAUAUAUAGCUACACAUCAGCAGCAAGCAGCUCAUGUUCGAAGCUUUCCUCAAUGGACCAGAAACUGUUACAGAGUGAACAUUACAAGUGGCACUAAAUAUUUAAUCAGAGCAAGUUUUGUGUAUGGGAACUAUGAUGGGCUAAAUGAACUGCCUAAGUUUGAUCUGCACUUGGGACCUAGUUUCUGGGAUUCGAUCACACUAGCCGAUGCGGCUGCGAGUACCAUCAAAGAAGUCAUUCAUACUCCCUCAGUAGACUACAUUCAUGUAUGUCUUGUAAACACUGGCUCCGGAAUACCAUUCAUUUCAGCAUUGGAACUGAGGCCUUUGAAAAACAACACUUAUACAACCAAAAGUGGUUCACUGGCACUCGAGUAUCGCUUGGAUGUUGGUUCUAAAACCAAUCGAUCAUACAGGUAUAACUAUGACGUUUUUGAUCGACUCUGGUUGCCUUUCGACUUCAGUUUGUGGGGAGAGUUAAGUACCACAGUAGAUUCCAUAGUUCAAAAUAGCUACCAAAUGCCAUCUAUAGUAAUGAGUACUGCAGGAACUCCAUUGAACGCUAGUAACCCCAUGUAUAUCGGCUGGAACACGCCAGAUACAUCUUCUGAGUACUACGUUUACAUGCACUUUACUGAAAUCCAGAAGCUGAAAGCCAACGAGACCAGAUCAUUCAAUAUCACUCUGAACGACAAGCCUUUUUAUGGACCUCUUGUGCCAGAUAACUUGAGUACGAUCACUGUUUACAGCCCGGCAGCCUUAACAGGAGGGAAUUUUACAUUCUCACUCUUCAAAACUGAAAGUUCAACACUGCCACCAAUCCUCAAUGCCAUGGAGUACUACAGAGUCAUAGAUUUCUCACAGUCAGAAACUAAUGGAGACGAUGUGGUUGCAAUCACAAACAUAAAGUCAGCAUAUGGAAUUGAGAAAAAUUGGCAGGGAGAUCCAUGUGCUCCAAAAGAUUACAUCUGGGAAGGUCUAAACUGUAGCUCGGACGAUCCCCCAAGAAUCACAUCGUUGGACUUGUCCUCGAGUGGAUUGACAGGAGAGAUACCUUCAUAUAUAUCCAAUCUUGACAUGUUACAAUCUUUGGAUAUAUCUAACAACAGCUUCACUGGAUCAGUACCCGAAUUUCUGACUAAAUUGCCAAAACUGAAAUUCCUUAACUUGGAAAAGAACAAGCUCAAUGGUUCACUUCCAAGUAUGCUUAUAGAAAAAUCCACAAGUGGAUCCCUAUCGUUAAGGGUCGGAGAAAAUGAGAACUUAUGUGCAGCAAUUUCAUGCAAAAAGAAGAAAAAGAAUGUACUCAUUCCAAUAAUAGCAGCAGUUGGUGGAUUUGCUAUUCUGUUUGUAGCAUCAAUUGCUAUAUUUUUAAGCAUGAAAAGAAAAAGGAAACAAGUUGGAACAGCAGUUACAGAAUCAAACAUUCAAAUAGAUUCAUUCGAAAAUUUUGAGUCCAAAAAGAGACAAUUUACAUACUCAGAGGUGCUGAAGAUUACUAACAACUUUCAGAAAGUUCUUGGGAAAGGUGGAUUUGGAAUGGUUUACCAUGGCUAUGUAGAUGAUACUCAAGUAGCUGUGAAAGUACUUUCUCCCUCAUCAGUUCAAGGAUACCAACAAUUUCAAGCAGAGGUCAAACUACUUAUGAGAGUUCAUCACAGAAACUUGACUGGCCUUGUUGGAUAUUGCAAUGAAGGACCGAACAUGGCUCUCCUCUACGAAUAUAUGGCCAAUGGAGAUUUGGAAUCACAUAUCUUGGGUGAAGAUAGCAAUGCAAUCUUGAGUUGGGAAAGUAGACUUAGAAUAGCGGCUGAUGCAGCACAAGGACUGGAGUAUCUUCACAAUGGUUGUAAGCCACCUAUUAUCCACAGAGAUGUGAAGACAACAAAUAUUUUGUUAGCUGAAAACUUCCAAGCAAAGUUGGCUGAUUUUGGCCUAUCCAGAAUGUUCCCAACUGAUGAAGGCACUCAUAUGUCAACAGCUGUUGCUGGCACCCCUGGAUACCUUGAUCCUGAGUACCACAUAACAGGCUGGUUGAAUGAGAAGAGUGAUGUAUAUAGCUUUGGAGUUGCUCUCCUGCAGAUAAUAACUAGCCGACCUGUGAUAUCAAGAACAUCCCAAGUGAACAGUCAUGUAAGUCAAUGGGUUAGCUCCAUGCUUUCUACUGGAGAUAUCAAAAGUAUUGUUGAUCCUAAGUUACGAGGAGAUUUCGAAAUCAACUCUGCGUGGAAGGCUGUUGAGUUGGCAAGGGAUUGUAUGUCUGAUAUGUCAACUGCAAGGCCAAACAUGAGUGAGGUGGUGACAAGACUCAAAGAGUGCUUCGGAGCAGAGUUGGCUCGACUAAAUGAAAGUCGUGCGAGUGGAACAACUGAUUCAUCAAUUGUGUUCUCCAUGAAUUCUGGAUUUAGUCCUUCGGCGAGGUAAUUAAUUUGUUCAGAAAGUGGAUUCCACAAGAAGGGGACUUUCAUUUCCCCUCCAAGUUAUUUCAUUUAUCAAAUCAAUCUUGCAUAC